AUGAGCCUCCAAACUGCAACAAAAUCAAGCAACGCCCUUGAGGGUAUCCAUGGAGUUCACGUCGUGUCGCCUUUCUCAUACGACCGAACAACCCAAGCUGGUGACUUCCAGACCAAUUGUAAAUCCUCAGAAACGGGAACAAAUCAAAGACUGUUCAUCGAACGUGUUUGGCAACAAAGACCUCCAUGUCUAAGGCCAAUCCAUUGCUGCAUUCACGGUGACCAGAGUGUCUUGGAAACAGCAGCUAACGUGGCUACUUCCCUUCCUUUCAUCUUCCUUGGAAUGCAAGCACCAAGGAAGAAUAUGAACACAAAGGUGUACGCAAACUCCCUAAUUGGAGUUGGAAUCGCGUCGAGCAUGUAUCAUGCCUCUAGAGGAAAGUUGAGGAAGUACUUGAGAUGGUUAGAUUACACUAUGAUCGCCACAACAACAGUAUGUCUUUCAAGGGCUCUAAGGAAUGAGAACCCAAAGUUCUUAAUGGCUGCAUCAGCUUUAGUUCUACCGUUUCAGCCUCUAAUGGUAUCUGCUGUUCACACCGGAAUGAUGGAGGUGGCGUUUGCAAAAAGAAGCUUAAAGGAUCCAGAUCUCAAAACAGCUCAUAACGUACACAAGAUGUCUUCGUUACUAGGAGGUGCUCUGUUCAUAGCUGAUGAUUUCUUCCCCGAGACACAGUUCCUUCACGCUGGUUGGCACCUUGCUGCAGCCAUUGGAGUUGGAACAUGUAAUAAGCUUCUUGAAUAG
Messenger RNA from Eruca vesicaria subsp. sativa (arugula), 741 nucleotides. Lineage: Eukaryota; Viridiplantae; Streptophyta; Magnoliopsida; Brassicales; Brassicaceae. The record is from the annotation of a GenBank genome assembly.